UCUCCCCAACUUCCCGUUCAGCUCAGUCUCCGAGGGUGCGCCAGGGCAGACACCCGGAGGAGUGGGGAGUGGCAGGGCGGGGCCGGGAGAAUGCUGCCCCAGAACCCAUAAAUCUGGGCCCUGCCCAGGUAGGCUGGGACAGUUGGGGUGGCCUGGGCCAAGAGCCAAGGAAAGAGACCCCAUCUGGCAGCCCAAUUUGGCGGCAACAGGUGGCCCGGCGCCCGGGGGUCUAGGAGGGAAGUCGCUCUAGGGGCGGGCCCCGCUGCUCCGCCGCGUUCCCAUUGGCCGUCAGUUUAAGGAAACUGUGACUCUGAAUCCGUGUCCUUCCGCCGCAAAAUUUAGUCCCCCCGAAAGGGCAACCUGCCCGCGCGUUCCGCCGCCGCCACCGCGCUUCUUCCUGAAGGACCUCAGCAGCCAUGUCGAAGCCCCAUAGUGAAGCCGGGACUGCCUUCAUUCAGACCCAGCAGCUGCAUGCAGCCAUGGCUGACACAUUCCUGGAGCACAUGUGCCGCCUGGACAUUGACUCACCACCCAUCACAGCCCGGAACACUGGCAUCAUCUGUACCAUUGGCCCAGCUUCCCGAUCAGUGGAGACGUUGAAGGAGAUGAUUAAGUCUGGAAUGAAUGUGGCUCGUCUGAACUUCUCUCAUGGAACUCAUGAGUACCACGCGGAGACCAUCAAGAAUGUGCGCACAGCCACAGAAAGCUUUGCUUCUGACCCCAUCCUCUACCGGCCCGUUGCUGUGGCUCUGGACACUAAAGGACCUGAGAUCCGAACUGGGCUCAUCAAGGGGAGCGGCACUGCAGAGGUGGAGCUGAAGAAGGGAGCCACUCUCAAAAUCACGCUGGAUAACGCCUACAUGGAAAAGUGUGACGAGAACAUCCUAUGGCUGGACUACAAGAACAUCUGCAAGGUGGUAGAAGUGGGCAGCAAGAUCUACGUGGAUGAUGGGCUUAUUUCUCUUCAGGUGAAGCAGAAAGGUGCUGACUUCCUGGUGACGGAGGUGGAAAAUGGUGGCUCCUUGGGCAGCAAGAAGGGUGUGAACCUUCCUGGGGCUGCUGUGGACCUGCCUGCUGUGUCGGAAAAGGACAUCCAGGAUCUGAAGUUUGGGGUCGAGCAGGAUGUCGAUAUGGUGUUUGCGUCGUUCAUCCGCAAGGCAGCUGAUGUCCAUGAAGUUAGGAAGGUCCUGGGAGAGAAGGGAAAGAACAUCAAGAUAAUCAGCAAAAUCGAGAAUCAUGAAGGGGUUCGGAGGUUUGAUGAAAUCCUGGAGGCCAGUGAUGGGAUCAUGGUGGCUCGUGGUGAUCUAGGCAUUGAGAUUCCUGCGGAGAAGGUCUUCCUUGCUCAGAAGAUGAUGAUUGGGCGGUGCAACCGAGCUGGGAAGCCUGUCAUCUGUGCUACUCAGAUGCUGGAGAGCAUGAUCAAGAAGCCCCGCCCCACCCGGGCUGAAGGCAGUGAUGUGGCCAAUGCAGUUUUGGAUGGAGCCGACUGCAUCAUGCUGUCUGGAGAAACAGCCAAAGGGGACUAUCCUCUGGAGGCUGUGCGCAUGCAGCACCUGAUUGCCCGUGAGGCAGAGGCCGCCAUCUACCACUUGCAAUUAUUUGAGGAACUCCGCCGCCUGGCGCCCAUUACCAGCGACCCCACAGAAGCCACCGCCGUGGGUGCCGUGGAGGCCUCCUUCAAGUGCUGCAGUGGGGCCAUAAUCGUCCUCACCAAGUCUGGCAGGUCUGCUCAUCAGGUGGCCAGAUACCGCCCACGUGCCCCCAUCAUUGCUGUGACCCGGAAUCCCCAGACAGCUCGUCAGGCCCACCUGUACCGUGGCAUCUUCCCUGUGCUGUGCAAGGACCCAGUCCAGGAGGCCUGGGCUGAGGACGUGGACCUCCGGGUGAACUUUGCCAUGAAUGUUGGCAAGGCCCGAGGCUUCUUCAAGAAGGGAGAUGUGGUCAUUGUGCUGACUGGAUGGCGCCCUGGCUCCGGCUUCACCAACACCAUGCGUGUUGUUCCUGUGCCGUGAUGAACCUGAGAGCCCCUCCUCCAGCCCCUGUCCCACCCCCUUCCCCCAACCCAUCCAUUAGGCCAGCAAUGCUUAUAGAACUCACUCUGGGCUGUAAUGUGGCACUGGUGGGCUGGGACACCAGGGAAGAAGAUUAGUGCCUCGCUGAAACAUGGCUGUGUUUGCAGCCUGCUCUAGUGGGACAGCCCAGAGCCUGGCUGCCCAUCAUGUGGCCCCACCCAAUCAAGGGAAGAAGGAGGAAUGCUGGACUGGAGGCCCCUGGAGCCACAUGGCAAGAGGGUGACAGCUUCCUUUCCUGUGUAUACUCUGUCCAGUUCCUUGAGAAAAAGUGGAUGCCCAGAGGACUCCCAACCCUGGUCUGGGGUCAGGAAACAGCUAGAGAGUUAGGGGCCUUAGGGCACCGGGCUGUUGUUCCAUUGAAGCUGACUCUGGCCCUGGCCCUUACUUGCUUCCCCAGCCCCCUGGGCCUCCCCAGUUCGCACCUGUCCCCGCCCUCCACUCAGCUGUCCUGUCCUCCACUCAGCUGUCCUGCAGCAAACACUCCACCCUCCACCUUCAAUUUUCCCCCACUACUGCAGCACCUCUAGGCCUGUUUCUAUAGAGCCUACCUGUAUGUCAAUAAACAACAGCUGAAGCACC
Rhinopithecus roxellana (golden snub-nosed monkey) is the source of this 2651-nucleotide messenger RNA. RefSeq names its product pyruvate kinase M1/2 (gene PKM). The transcript has 11 exons. The record is from RefSeq and is a predicted model, not a curated record. Lineage: Eukaryota; Metazoa; Chordata; Mammalia; Primates; Cercopithecidae. Gene Ontology annotation, cellular component: cytoplasm. Gene Ontology annotation, biological process: cellular response to insulin stimulus; glycolytic process. Gene Ontology annotation, molecular function: potassium ion binding; magnesium ion binding; pyruvate kinase activity. The coding region runs from base 417 to 2012 and encodes 531 amino acids.